AGUAACAAGAACGAGAACUUCAUCAGAUUUAGAGUAUAAAAUUGUUACAGAAAUUCAGCACUUUUCAAACAAUAUAUACCCGCGCAAGGACUCCGGAGAGACCGGAAGUGAUAUACCUCUGACGGUACGCAAGGUAAAAGACUAGGAAUUGACAGAACUGACUUUUGAACCACUGACAGGUAACAAUAGCUCGACAACCGCCUCUACUAAUAGGUGGAUGGUGACUGGAAGGCCUUAGAAAAUGUCAAGCAAUGUCACAACAAAGAAUACGCCAUGGAAUUCGACUAUAUCGGAAAGCACCGAAGAUUUCGAGUUCACCUUCCAGAACUGUGUAUUCAUUUUCCUUGCAUCGAUGAUGUCAUUGACCACGGUUCUUGCAAAUGUGAUGUUAAUUAUCCUCGUUUGCGUAGAUGCAAAGUUACGUCGGUACAGCAACUAUUACAUAAUCAGCCUUGCAUGCGCCGAUCUAGUGGUCGGGAUAUUCGUCAUCCCAAUGUUCAGUCUUUACACCAUCUUAGGAAGAUGGCCUCUUGGACCGGUCGUUUGUGAAAUAUGGAUCAUAUUUGAUUUCUCUUGCGUAUCAGCCUCCAUCUUUAGCAUCAGCAUUAUAUCCCUGGACCGUUACUGGGCUAUCUCCCAGCCUCUGAAGCAUCUUAAGAGGCAACGCAGAAAGAGGGCGCUUCUGAUCGUUUGUGCCAUCUGGGUCGUAGCGAUGUUAUGCUGGACACCUGCUGUCAUUGUGAUUGGAGUCGUAUCUGGUAGUUACGCGAUAGAAUCAGCUUGCCUGUACCUACCGGGUUUUAUCUAUGUCCUCCUAUCAAAUACUAUAGUAUUCUUGUGCCCGAUGUUAUUGAUGGUAUGCCUUUACGCAAAGAUGAUGUACGCCCUCAAGAAACAUCUGCGCAACCUGACUGAAGUCACGAGGAUGGGAUUACCAGAUACUGCCUAUGCUAGAAUAUUUUGUUGCUGUAAAGAAACCUUCAAACCCGACUCCACUUUGGCGGAAAACAAGCAAUUGUCGAUAUCGACCGUAUCUAUAUUGGUUGAUUCAACAUCUUCAUUUACUCUCAAGAACGUCAUAGAUACUGAUUUGAAGACAACUUAUUCUAGUAGAACAAGCACCGAUACUCUUGGAUUAGAUGAACUUCAUUCAGUAAGUCGCUUAUCAAGCGAUAGUCUUCACGUAACACCAACGCAGUCAUUACCCUCUCCUUUACAACAGGAGACACGUGUGACAGGAAAAUCACUCAGCGGCGCCAAUGAAAGUUACAGUAAACGCCUUACAGCGAAGAGGGCCCAUCGCCAUAAUCUUGUGAAGCAUCGUCUCCAUCAGAGGACAGCGCGAACUCUUGGCGUCAUCGUCGUGUCAUUCAUCCUCUGCUGGAUUUUCUUCGUGAUUCUUUUUCCUGUCAACUCCUACUGCAAUUGUGUCCCCUUAUGGCUCUACGACAUGGCAUACUGGUUGGCCUACAUGAACUCUACACUUAAUCCUUUCUUGUACGGAUUCAACAAAGACUUCAGAAAAGCUUUACGAAGGCUUAUUUGCCCGUCGAAAAAAUAUGAGAACAAUUCAGUGUCAAAUUUCUAGUAAGCUUAGCUAAAGAUC
Lytechinus pictus (painted urchin) is the source of this 1606-nucleotide messenger RNA. Its product is annotated as beta-1 adrenergic receptor-like. NCBI's taxonomy places the organism in Eukaryota, Metazoa, Echinodermata, Echinoidea, Temnopleuroida, Toxopneustidae. The coding region runs from base 242 to 1588 and encodes 448 amino acids. Gene Ontology annotation, molecular function: G protein-coupled acetylcholine receptor activity; G protein-coupled serotonin receptor activity. The record is from RefSeq and is a predicted model, not a curated record. Gene Ontology annotation, biological process: chemical synaptic transmission; G protein-coupled receptor signaling pathway, coupled to cyclic nucleotide second messenger. The transcript has a single exon. Gene Ontology annotation, cellular component: plasma membrane; dendrite.